AUGUUCAGGUUUGUUUUUCUGUGCUCCCGCUCAUGGCAGUGGCAGAAAGAUGCUGGGGUGUUAGUGGACCUGUACAUGCUGUGGAAAUGCUCCUCCAGCAGCUGCAUCAUGGGCGCCAAGGACCAUGUGUCCAUCCAGAUGAAUGUGGCUGAAGUUGACAAGGUGACAGGCACGUUCAACAGCCAGAUUAAAACUUACACUAUCUGUGGAGUCAUUUGUAGGAUGUAUGAAUCAGAUGAGUCCGUCCUCUGCCUGGCCGAGGCCAACAGCAUCAUUUCAAAGAACUUCUGA
Messenger RNA from Neomonachus schauinslandi (Hawaiian monk seal), 291 nucleotides. Its product is annotated as 40S ribosomal protein S21-like. The record is from RefSeq and is a predicted model, not a curated record. Gene Ontology annotation, molecular function: structural constituent of ribosome. The coding region runs from base 1 to 291 and encodes 96 amino acids. Gene Ontology annotation, cellular component: ribosome; cytosolic small ribosomal subunit. NCBI's taxonomy places the organism in Eukaryota, Metazoa, Chordata, Mammalia, Carnivora, Phocidae. The transcript has a single exon. Gene Ontology annotation, biological process: endonucleolytic cleavage in ITS1 to separate SSU-rRNA from 5.8S rRNA and LSU-rRNA from tricistronic rRNA transcript (SSU-rRNA, 5.8S rRNA, LSU-rRNA); endonucleolytic cleavage to generate mature 3'-end of SSU-rRNA from (SSU-rRNA, 5.8S rRNA, LSU-rRNA); translation.